UUUUUCCCUCCUUCACUUUUACCUUUUAUUUUCCCUUUUUUACACAAUCUGUCCUGCUACCAAGCUAAAUCAUUGUUCAAUUGCUUCUUUCACACCAAUGCUUAGUUUAAAACUAUGCAUAAUCGCGUUUCAAUGAUAAUCGUUGCUAUUUAUGGCUGAUUUGGUGCUAUUAAACGAUGCUUCCCUGCAAUCACAGUUUGCUGGAGUUGAGCGACACAUUAAAGCACUGCCCACGUAUGUAUGUGGUGUCAAAUGAACAAAAGAGGCGUGUAUUUUCAUUAUUAUUGUUAUUGUUAUUACAGUAUUAUUAUUUCCGCUAAGUAAGGGAGAGCUAAUCUCCUCCCAGUUGGCGGGGAGUUUUCUAGCAACUGUUGCCCGGUGAGGCAGCGCCAUAGCCACCGUAGUCGUGGCGACUGUAACCCACCAACAACAAGCUCUCGCUUCAUCAUUACCACCUCCUCCGCCAUCCUCAUACUCACCCGCCGCUCCACAAGCAGGAGCCAUGCAGACCCCAGAAGAAGGUGCUGACUCCGCCUCCACCGUCCCUAUUCAGACCACCGUGCCUGUCCAGCCAGCCGGCUCCACCCAGCAGCUGCCCGUCCAGCAACAGACGCAGACAGUUCAACAGGUCCAGCAUGUUUACCCAGCACAGGUGCAGUACGUGGAGGAAAAUAGUGGCGUCUACACCAACGGCAACAUAAGAACCUACUCAUACUCAGAGCCACAGUUGUACAGCCAGAACAGCGGCGGGAGCUACUUUGACACGCAAGGGAGCUCGUCCCAAGUGUCCACGGUGGUCACCUCCCAUGGGAUGGCCAAUAACGGCAGCGGGGGCAACGGAGGCAUGAGCAUGGGACUGCCGGGGGGUCAGGUCAUCGGCGGCGCUUCCGGGUCCUACCUCAUGGACAACGCCGGCGCCCACCCUUCUGCCCAGACUGCACGGGCCUCCCCAGCGACUAUUGAAAUGGCGAUUGAGACGCUCCAAAAAUCUGAGGGUUUAUCCAGUCAGAGAAGCUCGCUGCUCAACAGCCAUCUGCAGUGGCUGCUGGACAACUACGAAACAGCAGAGGGCGUGAGUCUACCGCGAUCCACCCUCUACAAUCACUACCUGCGCCACUGCCAGGAGCAGAAGCUGGACCCCGUCAACGCGGCGUCCUUCGGCAAACUCAUCCGCUCCAUUUUCAUGGGACUCCGCACCAGGCGCCUCGGGACGAGAGGGAACUCCAAAUAUCAUUAUUAUGGUAUACGUGUGAAGCCCGACUCGCCGCUCAACAGACUCCAGGAGGACAUGCAGUACAUGGCCCUCAGACAGCAGCCCGUUCAACAGAAACAGAGGUUCAAACCGGUGCAGAAGUUUGACACCAGCCCCACAGAGAACUACUCAAGUGGGGGCCAUAACCACCCGGGGGCGGCAGAGCAGACCGUCAUCGCGCAGAGUCAACAUCACCAGCAGUUUUUAGAUGCAUCACGGGCACUCCCCGACUUUGUGGAGCUGGACCUGGGGCAGUGCAAUCCGGAGAACAUCAGCACGGAGGACGUCAAGGCUUUACAAUCACUUUACAGGGAGCACUGUGAGGCCAUCCUGGACGUGGUUAUCAACCUGCAGUUUAGCCUCAUUGAGAAGCUUUGGCAAACAUUCUGGCGUUAUACUUCGCCCGACUCUGUAGAGGGCGCCACUAUCACGGAAAACAGCAGCAUAAGUGAGAUUGAAGCCCGACUCCCGCAGUCUCAACUGCUGGCGCUGUGCAGACACGAAGCUGUGCUCAAGUGGAUGAGCACCUGCGACCAUCUGAUGUACCAGGCCCUCGUGGAGAUCCUCAUCCCUGAUGUCCUGAGACCCAUUCCCAGUGCCUUGACUCAAGCCAUUCGCAAUUUUGCCAAAAGCCUGGAAAGUUGGCUCAAUAAUGCCAUGAAUGCGAUUCCGCAGAGGAUGAUCCAGACCAAGGUUGCCGCAGUUAGUGCCUUUGCGCAAACACUACGCAGAUACACAUCUCUGAACCACCUGGCUCAAGCGGCACGUGCCGUGUUGCAGAACACGUCGCAGAUCAACCAGAUGCUGAGCGACCUCAACCGCGUCGACUUUGCCAACGUACAGGAGCAGGCGUCGUGGGUGUGCCAGUGCGAGGAGAACAUGGUUCAGCACUUGGAGCAGGACUUCAAGGCUACCCUACAGCAGCAAAGCUCUCUGGAGCAGUGGGCGGCCUGGCUGGACAACGUGGUCACUCAAGUGCUGAAGCCCUACGAGCAGCGGCCCAGCUUCCCUAAGGCGGCCCGGCAGUUCCUACUAAAGUGGUCCUUCUACAGUUCGAUGGUCAUCAGGGACCUGACCCUGCGAAGUGCUGCGAGCUUCGGUUCUUUUCACCUGAUCCGCCUGCUUUACGACGAGUACAUGUUCUACUUGGUGGAGCAUCGGGUGGCUCAAGCUACGGGAGAGACUCCUAUUGGCGUCAUGGGCGAGUUUGACAGCCUGAACAGCCUGUCGCUUACAAACAUCGAUAAAGAUGAAACCAGCGGCAUGGACAGCGAUUUAGACGAGGAGCCCGAGGAAUCCGGGGAACCUCUGGCUAAACGUGAGAAGUCGGAGCACGAAGUGAUCCAAGUGAUCCAGGUGGGCGCCCUGGAGGACGGAUCCCACCCGGUGGUGGGCGUGGUCCAGCCCAACAUCUGUCUGUCUCUCCCCCCCCCCCGACCCCCACCCCGGGUCAGAUUCCGAAGCGAUGCGGUUUUCCCCGCGUCUGUUCUGAAUGCUGCGUCCUCCCUUGAAUCUUUGCUGAAUUUUGCCAGAGAAAGAGGACCACGUGAAUCGCAGGGUCUAACGAAAAUCAGCUUUCUACUACUGAUGUCUACGAGCUGAAAUGCGGCCCCGCUGUAUAUAGAGUUGCUUCUAAUUAGUACAACCCAAAAAAAA
Molecule: messenger RNA, 2908 nt
Organism: Hippocampus comes (tiger tail seahorse)
Lineage: Eukaryota; Metazoa; Chordata; Actinopteri; Syngnathiformes; Syngnathidae
Gene: rfx3
Product: regulatory factor X, 3 (influences HLA class II expression)
Exons: 17
Coding region: 503-2854 (783 amino acids)
Biological process (GO): regulation of transcription by RNA polymerase II
Cellular component (GO): nucleus
Molecular function (GO): DNA-binding transcription factor activity, RNA polymerase II-specific; RNA polymerase II cis-regulatory region sequence-specific DNA binding
Source: RefSeq, a predicted model, not a curated record